Molecule: messenger RNA, 6395 nt
Organism: Heterocephalus glaber (naked mole-rat)
Lineage: Eukaryota; Metazoa; Chordata; Mammalia; Rodentia; Bathyergidae
Gene: Marchf6
Product: membrane associated ring-CH-type finger 6
Biological process (GO): ERAD pathway
Cellular component (GO): endoplasmic reticulum membrane
Molecular function (GO): zinc ion binding
Source: RefSeq, a predicted model, not a curated record
GCGCCGCUCGGCCCCGCCCCUGCCCCGCGGGCGCUCGCUUUCUGUCAGCUUCUGUCCCGAACCCUCUCCCAGCGCCCCUGCCUCCUGUCGCACCUGAGCGCACGCACCUGCCGGCCGGCUCCUCUCCCUCCGCUCCUGCGCCCUCCCUCCCUCCUUUGCCCGCCGGGCCGGAAGGCUUGGGCCGGGCGCGGGAGCCUCGCGGCUGCGUCACCGCGGACCGCAGACAAGAUGGACACCGCGGAGGAAGACAUAUGUCGAGUGUGUCGGUCAGAAGGGACGCCUGAGAAACCUCUUUAUCACCCUUGUGUGUGUACUGGCAGUAUUAAGUUUAUCCAUCAGGAAUGCUUAGUUCAGUGGCUGAAACACAGUCGAAAAGAAUACUGUGAAUUAUGCAAGCACAGAUUUGCUUUUACACCAAUUUAUUCCCCAGAUAUGCCUUCACGGCUUCCAAUCCAAGACAUAUUUGCUGGACUGGUUACAAGUAUUGGCACUGCAAUACGAUACUGGUUUCAUUAUACGCUUGUGGCCUUUGCAUGGUUGGGAGUUGUUCCUCUUACAGCAUGCCGCAUCUACAAGUGCUUGUUUACCGGCUCCGUGAGCUCACUACUGACACUGCCACUAGACAUGCUGUCCACGGAAAACUUGUUGGCGGAUUGUUUGCAGGGCUGUUUCGUGGUGACAUGCACACUGUGUGCGUUCAUCAGCCUGGUGUGGCUGCGAGAACAGAUAGUCCAUGGGGGAGCCCCGAUCUGGUUGGACCACGUUGCACCGCCCUUCAAUGCUGCGGGGCACCACCAGAAUGAGGCUCCAGCAGGAGGAAAUGGUGCAGAAAAUGCUGCUGCUGAACAGCCUGCCAACCCACCAGCUGAGAAUGCAGUGGUUGGAGAAAACCCGGAUGCACAGGAUGACCAGGCAGAGGAGGAAGAGGAAGACAAUGAGGAGGAAGAUGACGCGGGCGUGGAAGACGCAGCAGAUGCUAAUAAUGGAGCCCAGGAUGACAUGAAUUGGAAUGCUCUGGAAUGGGACCGAGCUGCAGAAGAGCUUACAUGGGAACGAAUGCUAGGACUUGAUGGAUCACUAGUUUUUCUUGAACAUGUCUUCUGGGUGGUGUCUUUAAAUACUCUCUUCAUUCUUGUUUUUGCAUUUUGCCCUUACCACAUUGGUCAUUUCUCCCUUGUUGGUUUGGGAUUUGAAGAACAUGUCCAAGCAUCUCAUUUUGAAGGCCUAAUCACAACCAUAGUUGGGUAUAUACUUUUAGCAAUAACACUGAUAAUUUGUCAUGGCCUGGCGACUCUUGUUAAAUUUCAUAGAUCUCGUCGCUUACUGGGAGUCUGCUAUAUUGUUGUUAAGGUCUCUUUGCUAGUGGUGGUAGAAAUCGGAGUGUUCCCUCUCAUUUGUGGCUGGUGGUUGGAUAUCUGUUCCCUGGAAAUGUUUGAUGCUACUCUGAAAGAUCGAGAACUGAGCUUCCAGUCAGCUCCAGGCACUACCAUGUUUCUGCACUGGCUGGUGGGGAUGGUGUAUGUGUUCUACUUCGCCUCCUUCAUUCUGUUGCUCAGAGAGGUACUUCGGCCUGGUGUCUUAUGGUUUCUAAGGAAUUUGAAUGAUCCAGAUUUUAACCCAGUACAGGAAAUGAUCCACUUGCCCAUUUAUAGGCAUCUUCGAAGAUUUAUUUUGUCAGUGAUCGUCUUUGGCUCCAUCGUCCUUCUGAUGCUUUGGCUCCCGAUACGGAUAAUCAAGAGUCUGCUGCCGCAUUUUCUCCCCUAUAAUGUCAUGCUUUAUAGUGAUGCUCCAGUGAGUGAACUGUCCCUUGAGCUGCUUCUGCUUCAGGUCGUCUUGCCAGCAUUACUGGAGCAGGGACACACGAGGCAGUGGCUGAAGGGGCUCGUGCGUGCGUGGACCGUCACUGCAGGGCACUUGCUGGAUCUUCAUUCCUAUUUACUGGGAGACCAGGAAGAAAAUGAGAACAGUGCGAAUCAACAAGUGAACAAUAACCAGCAUGCUCGAAAUAACAACGCUAUUCCUGUGGUGGGUGAAGGCCUGCAUGCAGCCCACCAAGCCAUCCUCCAGCAGGGAGGUCCUGUUGGCUUUCAGCCUUACCGCCGGCCUUUAAACUUCCCACUCAGGAUUCUGGUGUUGAUUGUCCUCAUGUGCGUGACGUUGCUGAUCGCCAGCCUCAUCUGCCUUACCUUACCAGUAUUUGCUGGCCGGUGGCUAAUGUCAUUCUGGACGGGCACUGCCAAGAUCCACGAGCUCUACACGGCUGCUUGUGGUCUCUAUGUGUGCUGGCUCACCAUACGGGCCGUGACAGUGCUGGUGGCGUGGAUGCCCCAGGGGCGCAGAGUGAUCUUCCAGAAGGUGAAAGAGUGGGCUCUCAUGAUAAUGAAGACUUUGAUUGUGGCAGUGCUGCUGGCUGGGGUUGUCCCGCUCCUUCUGGGGCUCUUGUUUGAGCUGGUUAUUGUUGCUCCCCUGAGGGUUCCUUUGGAUCAGACACCUCUUUUUUAUCCAUGGCAGGACUGGGCACUUGGAGUCCUGCAUGCCAAAAUUAUUGCAGCUAUAACACUGAUGGGUCCCCAGUGGUGGCUGAAAACUGUAAUUGAACAGGUUUAUGCAAAUGGCAUCCGGAACAUUGACCUUCACUAUAUUGUCCGUAAACUGGCGGCUCCGGUGAUCUCUGUGCUCCUGCUGUCCCUGUGUGUCCCUUAUGUCAUCGCUUCUGGUGUUGUUCCCCUCCUAGGUGUAACUGCUGAAAUGCAAAACUUAGUCCACCGGCGGAUUUAUCCAUUUUUACUGAUGGUCGUGGUAUUGAUGGGAAUCCUGUCCUUCCAGGUCCGCCAGUUUAAGCGCCUUUAUGAACAUAUUAAAAAUGACAAGUACCUUGUGGGGCAGCGCCUGGUGAACUAUGAGCGAAAGUCUGGCAAGCAGGGCACCUCUGCGCCUCCUCCACCGUCGUCCCAGGAGUAAAGCGGUUGUUUCAACUCCUUGGCCUUCCCCUUGCCUUUACAUGUCCUCUUUGUGGACUUCUCGCUUUGGAGAGUUCUUGUGGUCUCUCAGCGUUGUUUUUAAGUUGACUGUACUUGACUUGUAUCCUCAGCAUUCAGAGAGCAGCUCAUACAGCUCUGCUGCUCCUCCCUGCAUCUGCCGACAUCACUGCUGUCUGAGAUCUGUAUAUGUGUACAUAGAAGUUCCUUGAUACCCUAAAACCUCGGAUUAAAUAGAAUGUGCAUUGUACAUCUUUAAACAAAUGUAUAUUAAUUUAUUAAAUCUAGUUGUCACUUUAUUUUGGACCUGCUGUGAUCUCGACAGGAAUCGUGCCACAGAGCAAUAGUGCACAGGUGAAACUUCAGUGCCGCCUUGUGGAGCCAGCUCAGGCUCCCCCUUGGUACCUGUAUGUCUAUCUGUCUGUCUGGGCUGUUCCUGCCUUUCGGGGACUGAGAGGAAGCAGGUAGACGUCAGCAGCGGGGUGGGUGUCUGUGGUAAGAAAACAUGAAUUGUGCCCUUCACUGUCCGUCGUUUUCAGAAGUUAUUUUGUAUAACACCAAAGCUGUUGUACAUUUUCUACUGCCUGGUUUUUUUCAUGUGUCUGUGUUUGUAAUAUUGUAUAGUAUCUUGUGCUAGGUGAGGAGAUUAUUUUUAAUUUUGAUAAUUAAUAUGCCUAGUGAUGAGCAUUGGGAGUCAGGUUUUUGUGCUUGUUAGGGGCAUGUCUGUUCUUAGGGGAAAGAGGCAAAAAAAAGAAAGGUACAAAUGAAGAUUUUCAUUAGUUCCCUGUACAUGCCUUCCACACAGCUCUUUCUUUUUGACCAGUUUUCUUUUCUUUUUCUCAUGCAAGGCCAUAAAUCUUAGGGAGUAACAUCACCAAUAACACUGCAUCUUACUGGGUGUCGGACAUCCUGAGAUGCUUGUCAAGUGGACGUGGUGUGGUCCUGGAUUGCCAGCAUUAGGGAAGACUGGUUAGCAUGCCUCGUCCAGCUAGUCAGUGCAUCACUGGGAGAGGAUUAGUGAGCACAUUUUCCUCAGUAAAUCAAGUUUCCAAAGCUUUUUGUUUACAGAAUAAAACUGCAAAGGAAGCUGGCUGAGCUGGCCUUUUAACAUAGGAAUGUAUUUCAUUGCAAACGUGCUGUAAAAAAGCUUAGAGAACUGAACACUCACAAACCCGAUUUCCCUUAUAACCAAAGCGUCAAGUUCAGAGUUUGGAGGAAUAGAGUGGCUGGUUACAUGAUCUGAGUAUUUAAUGCUAAUGAUACAUGGCGAGGGUACUGUUUGCUUUUGAGGGACAGUUUAGACAUUCUCAUAGAAGUGGACAGUGUAGGUCUUUAGAAACCAUAAGAAUUUCCAUACAGUAUUAUAACCCAUAGAUUAAAAUUGAGAGUUUUUUUAAAAUACGAAAGUAAGCCAAACAUAAGCUACCAAAAUCAAGAGCAACGUGUUAUGAUGGUUCUGUUUUUUUUUUUUUCCCUAAGUGAUGAGAUACUUUAAAAUUCAUUUUAAAACAUCAGUAUCAAAAAAUGCUCAACAUAGAAUCAGUGUUAACACUCUUUAGCGCUUUGUAGUAGCCCAUUCUCUUGUUUUGCUAGACCUGUACUCAGAAAUAGAGUCCUACUGUAAAAAACUCGGAGCAUUUAAAAGUGUAAUGGCACCUAUCAUGGUGUAUGGCUACAUAGGUUGUUCUUUUCAUGAGAAAAAUAUUGAAUUGGGCAUAUAUGUUGAUCGUAUUACUUUAGGUUUCUUUUUAAUUUUCAGAGAAUUUGUAGAUCUUGAUUUAAAGUCAUUAGAACACAUUUUAACAGAUGUAGGCAGAUACCACGAAAGGUUAAAGAUUGUUAAUCCUAUGAAAUUUUAAAUGAAUCUUACGUUUUGUUUAAAAAAAUAUGUGUGCGUGUGUGUAGCCAAAAAUUGUCCUUGUUCUCACUGGCGGAUAACUUUAUAUUGUCUUUCUGAGGACACCCUCCUUCAGGUGUGCUUUGUCCUGUUUUCAGUGAGAGAGAUCCUUUCUAAGGAAAGGAAUCCUGGCGUAUUUGCUUGGGUAGCAUCCAGGUUUUUACCAUUAACCAAUACUUAUAAAUAUGUUAAACCCAUAGUUCAUAAAGUAUUAGUUUUCCUGCCCUUCUUCACAUAGAGUUUUUUAAAAAAUUAUAGUGUAGCUUUUCAUUUGACAUUGAGCUAAAAGUCUUCAAGGAAGAGGACCUUGUUGCUCUUUGUAACUUGAACACAGAUCAACACUUGCGGUUAGUCUUACAUGGCCAUUUAUCAGGUGGUCAUAGUAUGAGGUGUUCAUUUGUUUCUUAUUAGCAAAUUAUGUUUGGUUUUUAAACUAUAAAGUGCUAAUAGUUUAGAUGAAAACUGAAGAAAAAUGCCAAUGUGAAGUUUGUGUGUAGCUAGCCUUUAAACAGCUCGAUGUUUUUAGUCGUGUUCCCCCACUCCCCACCCCGCCCGCCCAACCUGUUCUCUGGAGUAACAAAGAAGAUGGGACAUCUUAAUUCCAGAUGUAAACAAGUAAUUUUUAUUUCGACAUUGAAUACAACUGUUGUUACUGUGGAAGCUUGUCUUGUCUUUUUUCUUUCCCUCAUACAAAUGAUAGAGAAUAGCUUUCCCUCAAAUGAUUGGCUCCUGGAUGUGUCAUUCUGUGUUAGCAAAAUGCUCUUAAAGUGUAAUUCUUGAAUUUAGGUUAAAUCAAUGACUUUUUAAAACAAAACCAAAAAGAAACACUGGACAUUUCAACACUGUAUUGUUUUUGCAAACACACAUAGGAGACUAGUGCCAAAAGAACCCUGCCACUUUUUAAAUCUUUGCAACUUAGUCACUUAUUUUUAUUUUCAGUAUUGAAAAUAUUAACCUGUUUACUCAUAUUGUUUUUACACUGUAAAAUUCAGUGACUGUGUUUAAAAUCUUCCUUUACAAUGCUACUUAGUCAUCAUCAAGAGAAGACAAAACUAGUGUCUUACCUCUGAAGUAUUGUGCAGGCCUCAGUGUGGAGAUUCUCUGCGGUCAGUUUGCCCUGUCAGUCAGAUGUUUGCUUUCCAGCUUACUGCUGUUGUGUGUCAAUUUUUUUCAAACAACCAUCACGAGUAAGGGCUUCUUUCAAAUAUCCCUGAUGAUAUUUUGGGCAUCAAUUUACCAUAAACGUAUAUAUUCCUAUUUUGUAUGAGUGCCUCAUUUUGUAGUCAUGCAAGUAAUAAAACACUGUAGAAGAAAAUAUAAUAACUAAGGCCUAGGAGUGACUGUAGUAGAAGCUAAAUAGAAUACUUAGGCAUUUGGGAUGUCAAUUUUCUAUCGAAUCAAACACCUUAGAUACCUAGACCAAUUUUAUAUGUAUACAUUAAAAAUGUUCCCUUUUUUAUGUGGUCAUUUGUUGCCUUCUGAGUUGAUAGAACAAAACUGAAUAAAGUGGAUGUUAGUUG